CUUAGCUCUUCCAGUUCAGUAACCUUUUAAGAGAACAAUCAUCACAUCGAACCAGCUUUCCCAUGGAGUUCCAAAACACUCCCUUCACUAAUCCCAGAGCCCUUUAUACGGUACUAGGGCAUGCGUGUGCUGGUCCUUUGGUGAGGGUUCCUAGGGAAGGAGAACGUGUCUUUUACUUUCCUCAAGGACACUUGCAACAGGACAUGUCAAUGCAGAAUCCAAAACAAGAGUUGGUUGCCAAAGAUUUGCACGGGAAUGAGUGGCGUUUUGAGCAUGUUUUAAAGGGUCAACCAAGAAGGCACUUACUUAUAGGAGGAUGGAGGGAUUUUUUCGUCUCCAAGAGGCUUGUUGUUGGGGAUGCAUUUGUCUUUUUAAGAGGUGAGAAUGAAGAGCUACGUGUUGGAAUACGACGAGCAAUGAGGUCAAAUGUCAAUGCUACUUCUUCUACAAGUUCAACUGAUCCUCUUGAUGUGCUUGCAAAAGCAUGGGAGGCCUACACAAGAAGAACCUUAUUCACCAUAUAUUACAAACCAAGGGAGAUGCCCGCAGAGUUUAUAGUUCCAUUUGAUCGGUUCAUGGAAUCUAUGAAUAACAAUUACUCAAUAGGGAUGAGAUUUCAAAUGAGUAUUGAAAGUAAAGAAGCUCUAGAGCAUAAGUUUAAUGGUUACAUAGUUGGAAUCGAAGACGCUGAUCCUAUAAGGUGGAUGGAUUCAAAAUGGAGAUGCCUUAAGGUGAAGUGGGAUCAAAAUGAAACUUCAACAGCACAUCUUCCUGAAAGAGUUUCACCGUGGGAAAUGGCUUCCCCUGGCUGGGCCUGCAUUCGAUCCUCUUCCAAUGCCCUCACAUGAAACAAACCUAUCUCUUUAAUAUUAUUUGAUGGAGACACGGACUUGUAUUUGAUACGACACGAUUUCAAUGUUACGGAAUAUGUAUCAAAUACAUGCGUAC
Messenger RNA from Hibiscus syriacus, 948 nucleotides. RefSeq names its product auxin response factor 2A-like. Lineage: Eukaryota; Viridiplantae; Streptophyta; Magnoliopsida; Malvales; Malvaceae. The coding region runs from base 63 to 848 and encodes 261 amino acids. Gene Ontology annotation, biological process: regulation of DNA-templated transcription; response to hormone. The record is from RefSeq and is a predicted model, not a curated record. Gene Ontology annotation, molecular function: DNA binding. The transcript is spliced from 8 exons. Gene Ontology annotation, cellular component: nucleus.